AUGCAGGACAUGGCGGCAAAGAUCCCGGACGUGGGGCUAGCCAAGACCCUCGAGCUACUGCAGCAAAAAGCAAUGGCGAGAUCGCGAAGGAGGCAACUCCUCCACGACUACGCCAUUGUCGAAAUGCCUUCUGCUGCCACUGACGACAUCAUUGCAGUUCUUGCUGUCCAGACGGCCCACGCAAUCCACGAAGAUUGGGAUGCAGACCGGAACCUGGUGGAGCGCGUGGAGCAGGACCCCCUGCGUCUGGUUGGAGGAGUGGAGCUGCGCCGGCAGCUGGGGGAGGAGAUCUCAGGCCUGGGACUUCCGUGCCAGGAUGUGUCCUUCCUGGAGCAGCAUGGGCGCAUUGACUACUCGCUGCUGCACCACCGGCGUGUGGUCUUCGAGACGUCAGCCGGGCAGCUGCACUCGGCCUGCGGGCACGGCGCCUGCCGCCGGUGCCUCAGCGCCCACGUGGAGGCCGCGCUGCCUGGGUGCCUCCGGCAGUGGGCGCUGGAGGUCCAGUGCCCGGCGGCUGGCUGCGGCAGGCGACUCCCGCAGCGCCUGGUGCUGAGCGUCUCGGCUGCUGAGAAGUUGGCGGCGGUGCUGGACCAGGCAGUGGUGUGGCCGGAGGAGGCCCAGUGCCCUCGCUGUGGGGCGGAGAACAGCACCAUCCACGUGAACCGGGCAUGCGGCCAUUCAGCCUGCGCUGAGUGCUGGCUGGCAGACCUGGAGCCGAAAUUGCAAUGGUCCCGGGCCAACUGCACCCUGGACAUCCCCUGCUGCCGCCUGGGCUGCAGCCAGGGCUGCUCUGAGGUGCUCCAGCGCUUGAGCCCGGCGCCUCUGGCGCCUCUGGACGCUGUCCAGAGCUACGUUCAGGAAGUCCAGCAGCACAUGAAGGACUUCUCGGCCUGGUGCGUCCAUGGGGGUGCCCCGUGUACUCCUGGUCCUGAGUGCUCCAAGUGCGGCAGCAUGUCGCUGGCGCUUCUGCACUGCAGUUGCGGGGUGGCAGCCUGCCGACAGUGUUGGCAGCGUUUUGUGGAUGAGCACCUGCAGUGGUGCCGGGACAACUUCGCCUUCUUCCCCGACUGCCUGGCCUUCUGCUGCUCUCCUUUGCACCGCGCGCAGGUGGUGGAUCUCCUGCCCACCAUGACCCAAGACAUCAAUACGCACGAGACCGAGCUGAAGGCCACUCUGCUGCGCCUGAGCUGCGCAGCGCCCCGGGGCAGGGUGGGGCCCAGCUGCCCCAUUUGCGGUGAGGUCCGUGUGGCGCUGCUCUGCCACAAGGGCCACGUCCGUGUGGCGCUGCUCUGCCACAAGGGCCACGAGACCCACGCGGCCUGUGAGCAGUGCUGGGGGCGCUGGGCCGAGGAGCAGUUGGAGCAGUGCGUGCGUUGCCGCCAGCCGCCCGCACGGUGCCUAUGGCCCGACUGUUGCGUCGACAUGAUCGAGGCAGCGCUGUGGACGGAGGUGCAGAAGUCCAGUCAACCACUACAGCAGCACCUCACCAGGCUUGCCCGCAGGAAGCGACUCCAGCGCAGUCCAAUGUAUCCAGCUGCCCUCCAGGUUGACUGCCCCAGCCCAAGCUGUGUGGGUCUCGGCUACCUGGGCUUUGACACUGUGAUGUGCUUCAUUUGUGAGCGCCAAUGGGACGCGGAGUCCGGAGUCACAGACAAGCCUCCCGAGCUGUUGCCUGCGGGUUCCGAGCUGCAGGUGGCAGGUCUGACGGUCCGCAGGUGCCCACAGUGCCAGGAGUACAUCGAGAAGAACGGUGGCUGCGUGCUAUACAUGGGCAUCAUUGACAUCCUGCAGGAGUACACCACGUCCAAGGCGAUGGAAUCAAGAUUCAAGUCGCUCAAGUACGGCUUGAAAAGAAGCUUCAGGAAGCAAUCCACCAUUUCGGACUUCUCAACGGCGGUGUCAUCUGCUCCGCCUGACCAUUACGCCAAACGAUUUCUGGAUUUCAUGAUCGAGCGACUUUGCCACGCUUUGUAG
Molecule: messenger RNA, 1974 nt
Organism: Effrenium voratum
Lineage: Eukaryota; Dinophyceae; Suessiales; Symbiodiniaceae
Source: the annotation of a GenBank genome assembly